Molecule: messenger RNA, 1263 nt
Organism: Penicillium paradoxum
Lineage: Eukaryota; Fungi; Ascomycota; Eurotiomycetes; Eurotiales; Aspergillaceae
Product: TADA1 family protein
Exons: 4
Coding region: 1-1263 (420 amino acids)
Biological process (GO): regulation of transcription by RNA polymerase II
Cellular component (GO): SAGA complex
Molecular function (GO): transcription coactivator activity
Source: RefSeq, a predicted model, not a curated record
AUGCAGAUCGAUCCGGCGGCUCUGAGCCGGAAUGACUCCAUCUCACACCAAAAAGGCGCCGCGCCUAACGGCUCGGCAUCCGCGAAGACCUCCCGAGCUCUGAUCUCAGUGCCGCGGCUGGAGCUGGAGCAUGCCUACACGGACCUGAAGGCCGCCAUCGGAGACAAGUGGGCCGAGUAUAAAGAAUCCACAGCUCUGUUCUUACUAGGACAUUACAACCAAACGGAAUAUUCAUCACGAGUCGACUACUUCUUGUGCGCCGAUCCCAAGAAUGAACAUUUACAUAACAACUUCGUAUGCGCGCUCAUCGGAAACCUGACCCGAGACCUCCCCGAUCAUGGCGUCGCAAACUGGGUAUCGGCGAAUGAUAAACCAUCAACGGUUUCGAAACCUGUCUCCGGAGAUGCCGCAGAACAAAGAUUAAAGACGGAGGUCAUGAAAUUACCUCCGAGGGACCGUCGGCGCAUCAAGGGAAUACCGGAGCGAGAUCCCAAUGAGACAGUGCCCACAGAGCUCGAACUAUGCCAUUUGGCUAAGCAAAUCAAAUUGCCCAGCCAGGUUCCUGCAAGUGCAGGUGGGCUGAACAAGACUAAUUGGGAACUCGAAAUCCGAAAACGCUACGCCCAGCCCCUCGCCGCAGAAACCGGCGAAUUCCCCGAUGCCGAAUCUAUCCAUGCCCGCAUGGUUCCCAUAUGUUACGAGGAAUCGCUAACUAGUGGUGCCGGGCUUCCUUGUGCAGAGUUUAUGGCGAUUGCGACAGAAACAUUCGUGAAGGAAGUUCUGUCCGCGGUAUUCUCACGCACCCGUUCGAAUGGACCGUCCGGUACAAUCAACAACAUGAUGAUGCGCAAGUAUCGACACCAACUUGAAGUUGAAGAACUUGCAUAUACACGUGGCGAGAUUGCAAAGGAUGCCGCUACAGGCCUGCUCCCUGUGGAGGCAAAAGAAGCCAGCAUUCGAAGACCCUUGGGGGUCAGAGAUCUGCGACUAACUCUAGAGCUGGGCGGCGGUGUUCUUGGCCACAUGCCACUAAUCGUCGACCAAAUCAUGGGCGGGUACUUUGAAGAUGAACUCGAGACCGAAAGGCAAGAUCGGUUGGAGAAUGGCGUUGGUGAGCCACAUCAAGAAAUCAAACCCGAUGAAGACGCGAUGGACUUGGACGAAGACGAAGACGGUUCUCUGCUAGACUGGGAAGGCGGCACUGUCGGUGACCGAGAGCAGUUGAGCUCAUUGCUUGACGAGUGUCUGUCCAUGGCCGCAUGA